This is a messenger RNA of Microtus oregoni (creeping vole), 2539 nucleotides long. RefSeq names its product pseudouridine synthase 10 (gene Pus10). Lineage: Eukaryota; Metazoa; Chordata; Mammalia; Rodentia; Cricetidae. Bases 362 to 1966 code for a protein of 534 amino acids. Gene Ontology annotation, molecular function: RNA binding; pseudouridine synthase activity. The record is from RefSeq and is a predicted model, not a curated record. Gene Ontology annotation, biological process: tRNA pseudouridine synthesis. The transcript is spliced from 18 exons.
GGGGCUCAUCGACAUUUCUGGCAGCAGCUAAUAUGCCCUAGAUGCCGAGUCCCACGGAGGUUUCUUCGCGGGUCGACCCCCUAGGGCUAGCAGGGAAGCCCUUUGCGGGCUUGCGUUCGCGGGGCUACCCAGAGUCUAAGACUGCAAGCCCCGCAGCCUUACAGAUCGCCCUGUAAGCAAGAGGGCGCCUUCACGUCCUCCUUUCGUGAAAGGCCUGGUACUUUUCUUCUAAAGCUCUGGUUUCCUUGGGGGAACAGAACUGAUAGGCGCCGCAGGUGCUCUGUCUUUAGUCUUCCCCGAUCCCACCUCCGACCCAAGGGUCUUGGCUCCAGCAGCUUGGGAGAAGUUAUAAUUAUUCAGCAUGUUUCCACUGACUGAGGAAAACAAGCAUGUGGCCCAGAUGUUGCUCAGUUCUGGUACCUGUCCCAGAUGUAUCUUCAGAUUCUGUGGUGUGGAUCUUCAUGCACCUUACAAACGCCCAUCCAAGGAGUUGUUAAAUGAUCUACAGAAAUUUCUUGAAACUGAAAAAGAUGAAUUAAUUUUGGAAGUUCCAAACCCACCAUUGAAGAAAAUUCGUCUUCAAGAAGAUGGGACAGAUAAUUUGAGUGGAAACGGACAAGAGGGGAUCUCUACCACAGAAGACAAAAGCAUUGCUUCUGACCCUUCAAACUCGAGUGUGUGCAAUAUUUGCUUAGGAAUUCUUCAAGAAUUCUGUGAGAAAGAGUUUAUUGCAAAGGUGUGCCAAAAGGUUGAAGCCUCUGGGUUUGAAUUCACCAGUGUGGUUUUAUCGGUUUCCUUCCCACCACAGCUGUCUGUGAGAGAGGUGUUACUGAAUUGCCUCCAGCAUGCUGCAUGGUUGCUGGUCAAACAGGAAAUGGGAAAGCGGAAUCUGUCUCUGGGAAGAAAUGAUGCCGUUCAGCUGAAAGAAGCCUACAAAUGGAUCACUCACCCCCUGUUCUCAGAGGGACUGGGUGUUCCCGUUGAUGGAAAGAGCUUGUUUGAAGUGAGUGUGGUCUUUGCUCAUCCAGAAACAGAUGAAGAUUGCUGCUUCCUAGGUGAAGUUUGCCCAGAUUGUUUCAAACCAGCCAAGAACAAACAGUCAGUGUUCACCAGAAUGGCGGUUUUGAAAGCUUUGAAUAAGAUAAAGGAAGAGGAUUUCCUCACGCAGUUUCCUUGUCCUCCAGACUCACCGAAGACUGUGUGCACUGUCCUGGAAAUGGAAUGCACUCACGGCGCUGUUUUUGUUGCUGGCAGAUAUAAUAAAUACUCCAGGAAUCUACCACAAACUCCUUGGAUAAUUGAUGGAGAAAGGAAAAUGGAAUCUUCGGUGGAAGAAUUAAUUUCAGAUCAUCUCUUGGCUGUAUUCAAAGCAGAGAGUUUUAAUUUCUCAUCCUCUGGAAGAGAAGACGUAGACGUGAGAACGUUAGGGAAUGGAAGGCCGUUUGCAGUGGAGCUGCUGAAUCCUCACAGAGUUCGUUUCACUUCUCAAGAAGUUAAGGAGCUCCAGCAGAAGAUUAAUAAGGCAUCUGACAAAAUCCAAGUACGUGAUUUGCAGCUCGUCACCAGAGAGGCCAUAGGGUAUAUGAAGGAAGGUGAAGAAGGGAAGACCAAGACCUACAGUGCCUUGAUCUGGACGAAUAAAGCCAUACAGAAGAACGACAUUGGAUUCCUAAAUGACCUCAAGGACUUAAAGAUUGAUCAGAAAACUCCUCUCCGGGUGCUCCACCGAAGGCCUUUGGCUGUGAGAACUCGGGCCAUUCACUCCAUGGAGACACACUACCUGGACGAGCAUCAUUUUCGUCUGUAUUUGAAGACCCAAGCUGGAACCUACAUUAAAGAAUUUGUACACGGAGACUUUGGGAGGACCAAGCCGAACAUCGGCUCUCUGAUGAACGUGACUGCAGACAUCCUUGAACUCGAUGUGGAGUCUGUAGAUGUUGACUGGCCCCCUGCUCUGGAUGACUAGCUUCCACAUCUGGACACAGAGGGCUUUCCUGACGUGAUGCGGACAUACAGGCGGCGUAUCCUGGAAAAUGACUUACCCACCACCACAGUGUCUUCAAAACGGCUUGGAUCGUGUUCAUCUGUUUCUGAAGUUCACUGUAACAUCUCAGGAUCUAUAUGUACGCAUAUUUUGUGUUCUGAGGAUGUCUUACGUUUUCUCAUUCCGUCUCAUGGCCACAGAACCAAAAUAGGAAUGAUCGAGCCAUUUUCCCUUUUAAUUCUGUCACUAGAGACGUGUGCAGUGGGAGACACUGUUAAGAGGAGCUGUGACUUCUUCAGUGAGAUUUCCCACGGGAACCCCUGCACCUUUAAAGUAAAGUGCUCCAGUUUUCAGAUCAUCUGAAUAAACGCUGCAACUAGACUCACGUGCUAGAGUGUCCUGUGGAUUUCUGUAUCUCCAAUGCACAUUUGAUAGGGACUAUUUCUCCCGGUUCCCCUCAAGUGUUAUCAGUGGAAGGACUUUAAGGUGAGAUUUGUCAUAAGUCCUAAUGACCUCAAGUUACUAGUUUGACAAUCUAAAGUUGUCGGUACUUGU